AUGCAAGCCAGACCACCAUCUUCCGGUCCAGGUCCUUCCAUCGAAUACCAUCCACCUCUACCUCCCUCUAUACCUCUAUCAGCCAUCAACACUCUCAUCCCUCGUCUGACAACGACCAUCAACGAUAUUGACUCUUUGAGGAACCUGAUCGCGUCGGGAUUCAAUGAUGGAACACUACCUACCUGGGAUACACUUCUCCAACGUUAUUCUUUAUUGCUAGGUCGUAUAAACGCUUUGACAAAUUAUCUUUACCCACCUAAUCACCCUAGCAAACCUUCCACUUCUACCGCACCACUAGCAGGAUACCUGAUCCAUCCUUUAAAUCCCAUCCCACCCCCUGGACCAGGGGCGAAUAAUGACAUAUCGCCAUUAGCUCAAGAAACAUUCUUGCAAGUUAUAAACACCCAACUUCUACCUUCUGAUAUCGUCUCAAAUGAGAAGCAGACUCAGCGUGCGCCUCAGUCUCAAUCCAAUUGGCAUUCGAUAGAAGAACUUAGGAGGUUAGACGAAAGAUCUCUGGAAUUAUUGAAAAGACAGCUGAGAGAAAGGUUGAACAGGGAGAAUCUGAAAAUUGACGUGAUAAAGAGAGAAAUAGAGAGGAGGGAGGAAGAAGUAGAUUGGGCGAUGAGGAUAGGUGAGGACGACGAAGAGGAAGAAGAGGAGAAGGAGAAGGAAGAUGGAGAAGGAGAAGGAGAAGAGGAGGAUGAUCUGUUUGGAGGUGAUGAUGACGAUGCUACGGACGAGCCGAUGGUCAUUGAUGUGGACGCUCAUGCGGAGAAAUCGAAUGUGCCACAGCCAGAGGAGGAUAAGGGCCAAGGAGAAGGAGAGGGAAGUUGGAAAGUAGAAGAUUAUUUGAAGUUCAUGGAUACUGGGAAAUUGCCUUCGUCAACAGAUCAGUGA
Kwoniella botswanensis is the source of this 900-nucleotide messenger RNA. RefSeq lists its product as uncharacterized. The coding region runs from base 1 to 900 and encodes 299 amino acids. The transcript is spliced from 2 exons. The record is from RefSeq and is a predicted model, not a curated record. Lineage: Eukaryota; Fungi; Basidiomycota; Tremellomycetes; Tremellales; Cryptococcaceae.